AUGCCAAGAGGAAGAAAACCCUCGUCCACCAAUAAAAGAACGAAAGAAGAAGCCGAAGCAGAGAGCAACCAACAUGAGGAUGAUGGCUCUCAUGUACCCAUCUACAAGAAGAAAGCAAGUGGUGGCUCGGUCCGAGGAGCUCGUAAAUCCAUUGCUCCUCUCACCAAGGAAGAAAAGAAGGAACAAGAAUAUAAGAGAUAUCAAGAAACAAAACAAGCCAUUGUAGAAGCAAGAAAAAAGAGAAAAACAACUGGCGCUGCUUCCACUGAAAGAGAUGGUACUCAUAUUCCAAAACCUCGGGUUGAAGAGGUUGAGAAUUUAUGGCAAGGAUGGAAGGAAGUAUUCUUGGUCGGAACCGAAUGGAAUUGUUAUGAUUUGGCUUACAAGAUUGAAUGGGAUUUUGAACAUCUUCAUGAUUUUCUCUUCUAUGAUGAGGAUGUAGCCAAGCAGGCUUCCAAGGAUGAAUCUGCUAGUGCUGCUGAUGAUGAAGAAGAAUUGAAACCACCUGCUCACGUCCUUGAGAAGGGAAAGAAUUGUUUCGUAUUCGGAAGUACUGAACCACAACUUGUGAAUGGUGAUAUGGUUUACAUUCCAGUCAUGAUUGCUGUUGUGAGUGAUCUCGCUCCACCCACCAAGCUUGGUAUCAAAUCCGUGCAAAUGGUCAAUGAGGAAAUUAUUGAUAUGAAAAAAUUGAAAAUGUCUUGGACUCCUUUCAUCCCUAAGGCUAAUCAAAGUAAGAGAAUUAAUUAUGCAAAUCUUCCUCAUGUGUUUGCAUUGCAUUGCAAUUUGAGAAGAAAUCUAUUGUCAAGAAUGAAGGAAGAAGACGUCAGGGUCUAUGAAUAUUGUCUGCCGUAUUGUUUCAGGCCAAGCCGAGUCAUUGACGAAAUUAAGAAGGACAAUAGUGGUACCAUUGAAAUGUUGUACGUGUUGGACAAGUCAGGAAGUGUACAAUUCAGUUUUGAUCCCGAAGAGGAUGACAUUAAUACCAUUAUUGAAGAAGUUUGUGAAGAUAAUGACCUCGACCCUGAAAAAUACACUGAUAAAUUGAAGGAAUUCAUCAAGGCAGAAGUGAAAAAAUUCAAAGAGUCCGUUCAGAAAAAGAUGGAUGACAAGCAAGCUGAAAUUGAUAAAUUGAGUGAGCAAGAAAGGAAAUCCCUCAACGAAAUGAAGGUUUACAAAUUCUAUCCACAGAACAAGUCACCAGAUCUUUCACCAUUCAAAGUUGCCUACGUGAAUAGAUAUUAUGGAAAAGCUGAUGUUUUAUUGUAG
Messenger RNA from Naegleria lovaniensis, 1269 nucleotides. RefSeq lists its product as uncharacterized. The record is from RefSeq and is a predicted model, not a curated record. Lineage: Eukaryota; Heterolobosea; Eutetramitea; Acrasida; Naegleriidae. Bases 1 to 1269 code for a protein of 422 amino acids. Gene Ontology annotation, biological process: regulation of cellular response to heat. The transcript has a single exon.